GUAAGUGACGUACGGGCGGAAAAGGCGGGAGAAGUCCGCCGCUUCCGCGUCCGCGCACGCGUUAAGAAGAGCGUUCGGACGACAAGACAACGACAAAUAUGGACGACAAGUUAAUACAGGCCGUCUUUGACUACCCGCAGCUCUACGACGUCACUUUAGUCAACUACCGCCAAAGGGAAAGUCGAGCGAGCGCCUGGACGAACAUCAGCGUCUCGCUGGGACUCCCGGUGGACGAGUGUAAGAGGAAAUGGAAGAACUUGAGAGACCGCUACUUAAAAGAAGUCCGCCUGGAGGUUCGCAACAAGAAGCAAGGGGAGGCGAGCCGAAGCAAAUGGAGGUACAGACAACGCAUGAACUUCAUCGCUCCGUUUACCGGAUCCAACAGUGGAGUGGCGGAUGUGUGCGAGGACGAGGACGACGACAACAAAGGUGAAACGACGCCCUCGGAGAAGGCCAGGACGCCACCCAUCGCUAAAAGCGCCGGAGGUCAAGCUGACACCAAGUCUCUGGCGGCGCUCAUCAGGAGUCUCCCCUCUCCUGACACCCGCACGGCCAACAUGCCUCCUCAAACGGGCAAAAGCGGGCGAAAACGGCAGCCGGAACAGAACCUUCCCUUAAGCGUGGCGUCGCCGCCAAAAUGGGCGGCGAAAGAAAGCGGCCUGUCGCUUCCCAGCAGGCCUCGGGACGAGGACGAACUGUUCCUGUUGAGCUUCGUCCCUGCGCUCAAGAGACUGGCUCCUCAGAGGAGAUGCGAGACCAAGAUGAAGAUCCAGCAGAUCAUGUACGAGGCGGAGUUCAACAUGGAACAGGUGGAGCGACGGGAGAAGAAGCAUCCCGGCUGAGGCGCUUUGGAAUCUUCCUUCCCAUCCAUUUUCUACCGCUUAUCCCUUUUGGGGUGCUGGAGCCUAUCUCUGCUGCAUUCGGGUGGUGUGGAAAGUCCUGAUGUUGGAAUUUUAACAUUCAUUUUUAGUAAUCCCUACCGGGCUUUGUAGCUUUAUUGCUAAUGAGCUGCAACUUUUGUGCACUUUGUCUACUUACACAUUGGAACUCUGCACUUGUCCGACAUAUUGCAAUGUUUGCCUUACACUCUGGUUCAUUUUUAAAGCACACACAUAGUCGUGGUUUAAGCCCGGGCGCAUCGUUUGCACAAUAAAGAACAUUCUCUACAAACAUUAGACUGUGAAACAAAACCGUCAAAUAUGGCAGAUUAAAGCAUUGUUUGAAAACAAAA
This is a messenger RNA of Nerophis ophidion (straightnose pipefish), 1231 nucleotides long. RefSeq lists its product as uncharacterized. Gene Ontology annotation, cellular component: nucleus; transcription regulator complex. NCBI's taxonomy places the organism in Eukaryota, Metazoa, Chordata, Actinopteri, Syngnathiformes, Syngnathidae. The transcript has 2 exons. The coding region runs from base 99 to 842 and encodes 247 amino acids. The record is from RefSeq and is a predicted model, not a curated record. Gene Ontology annotation, molecular function: DNA binding. Gene Ontology annotation, biological process: regulation of transcription by RNA polymerase II.